GUGGAGGCCACGGCGAGGGUGGCGGCCCUGGCGGCCUGCUUGGCCGUGACGGCGACGAGGGCGGCAUGGCAACUCACAAACAAACCGACGCGAGGCGCGUGGGCGUGCGUGGGCGUCAACGUGAAACAGCAGCGGUGACAACAACUUGUCGGGUAAGAUGCGUCCCGCACCGAGCGGCAGCGCCAUCUCUGAGCGGCAGGGGCGCCGGCAGCACGCGCUGUACCGCAAGUUUUACCAGGAGGCGUGCCAGAAGCUACAGGCCGAGAGCUUCCUCGCUCGGCAGCGCGCCGAGGCGCACACCGACUACGAGACGACGUAUGGGGAGAUCCACGGCCUGCCGGGAUUCGAACCCUCGCUGGAGCGCCAGCUCCGCGAGGGGGCGGCACUGUCGGCCCUGCAGCCGGUGUGUGACGUGUCCGCCUCGGAGCCCGCCCUGUCCCUGUGGUACUGCCGGCAGCGCAGCGGCACGGCGGCCAGGACCAGCAUGCCCUUGUCCAGGGUGUCGCCGGCGCACUGCGCCACGCGGCCCUUCCGCCGCACCGCGGCCUUCACCACGCCGACGCACCUCGGCCUGCACGAGUCCCCCGUGGAGCAGCCCCGCCCGCCGCCCAGGCUCAGCCUCGUGGACCGCCUGGACGUGCAGGGCUGGCGGCGCGACGGCUGGGGCGCCGCGGGGCCCGUCACGCCGCGGUACCCGCUCGCCGACGUGCUCCCUGAGGUCUUCGACGGCCGGAGGCCGUGGUGCGACCGCCGCGAGGACCCCGUCAGAGUUCCCGACGACGGCAACCCAGACGACAGUGUUUAAAAAUUUUCUGGCAUGGGCACGAAGAGUUCAUUUGUCAUAUUUCGUCUGGUUUACGACGGCCAUGGUGUGAGUGUGAUGUAUGUCCCUUGCCAAUAAAUGUUUUUAUGUUUAUUUGAUAUCCUGUGAACCCUGUGAA
Messenger RNA from Thrips palmi, 941 nucleotides. RefSeq lists its product as uncharacterized. The transcript is spliced from 3 exons. Lineage: Eukaryota; Metazoa; Arthropoda; Insecta; Thysanoptera; Thripidae. The coding region runs from base 158 to 805 and encodes 215 amino acids. The record is from RefSeq and is a predicted model, not a curated record.